CUGGACAUGCCAAAGCAAAAGUGACCUUUUUUGUACUUGUUUUCAGGGGCUUGGUAAACAAUCAUAACGAGGGUUAGGGUAAAUGACGGUGCGAUAGCGAAGGCCGGUUAGCGCCGCAUAUCGGAGGGAUCAGCCCGCAACCCCUCACGCAUCUCACCCCAUGCCAUCAACCUAUACCAAACAUCUCAAACUCAUCACAGAAAAGGAACACCACAACCAUGGCAUCCGAGCAAAAGAGAGGCGACGUCUCAAUCCGCCACUCCAUCCGCUGGUUCUCCACCACCUCCUCCUCUUCCAGCAGCGACACUCCCCCACCUUCGGAGCCAACCUCAACAAUCGUCCUCACCUCUCCCGGCGGCCGCUUCGUCGACCUGCGCAUCCUGAAAGAAGACCCUUCCUCCCCCGAUCACACCUCCGUUUUUAGUCCCCAACCCCAACCCGCAUCCGAAACCGAAGCCGAAGAAGUCAAAACCCUCACCCUCUCCCGCCUGGACUGGGCCAUAGCCGGCACCUCCACGCACACCCCCACCCGCCCUACCAUCGGGUACUACGGGCAGAAACUGAUUCUGCCUGAUGGGCGCACGGUUAAUGGGAGUGUGGCGGACUUGAAGCAGGGAAAACAGCCGUAUCAGAGGGGGAGGUGGACGCAUUGGGUUGAUUCUAGGGUUGUUUAUACUGGGGAGGGGGCGGGGGAGGAAGUGGCUGAUGAAGGCGAUAUGUACCGGAUUCCUGGCGAGCACAACGAGAAGCUUACGUUGGAAAAGGGGAGGAUGGUUAACCCCGAGACGGGGAGGGAGGAGGAGUAUGAAGAGGUUUGGGGACCGGAUGAGGAAGGGGUGGCGGAGCCUCCGUAUGUAAAAUGUGUCGUUUGGGAGCUGGAUAACGAGGCGGAGAAUAGAGGUGCGGAGGGGAGGGUCGUGAGGGUUGGGAGAUGGACACAGGGAAUUUUGAGACGGGGGAAUGAGCUGUUGUGCGAGAGGUGGAGGUGGGUGGGUGGUGAGGAUGAACGGACUAGAUGGAGGUUGGAGGCGAGGGUUAGGGGGUAUGUGGGUGGCGAGGAGAGGGAGAAAUUGGAUAUUGAGGCUGGGAGAUUCAAUCCCACUCUUAGCUGGCCUGGUCAAGAGCUGGAGUUUUCAAAGGGGCUUAUUGCUGAUGUGAUCGGUGUGGGAGACCCAGGAAAGAUGGAAGUUGGGAACAUGGUCCAAGAAAGAAAUGGUGAUGUGUGGACGCUGGUGGAGUGGUGUCCUUGAAAGGCUGAUGAUCCUUUUACCUGUAUUGCGUUACCAUGAGGCAGCAAGGGGUACACCCGAUCGGGUUGUUACCUGUAUGAACUUGCGUUUUCGGCGUUUCUUAAUACGACGAUGAUAAUGAUCAUGUUUUUUUUCUUAGGUACAGCUGCCUCCUGUGGACUGCUACCGGCCAACCAUACCGUACAGAGGAUCGCGGGUCACGCCAUCUUAUAGAUCAUGGCAUCACCUAUUUAGUGCCUGGGCUUCAGACUAUGGUACUGUU
Molecule: messenger RNA, 1512 nt
Organism: Neurospora tetraspora
Lineage: Eukaryota; Fungi; Ascomycota; Sordariomycetes; Sordariales; Sordariaceae
Exons: 3
Coding region: 219-1250 (343 amino acids)
Source: RefSeq, a predicted model, not a curated record